This is a messenger RNA of Fimicolochytrium jonesii, 513 nucleotides long. RefSeq lists its product as uncharacterized. The transcript is spliced from 5 exons. The record is from RefSeq and is a predicted model, not a curated record. Lineage: Eukaryota; Fungi; Chytridiomycota; Chytridiomycetes; Spizellomycetales; Powellomycetaceae. The coding region runs from base 43 to 357 and encodes 104 amino acids.
CGUUUACUUCUCCAACCCACAAUCCCGCCACAAAGCACAAAUAUGGGAGGAGGAGGAAAAUACCCAUACCCCAAGUGGGUCUGGUCAUACUAUGGUGGUUGGUGGCCGGCACCAAAGAAUGCCGCCACAAAUACCAUCAUAACGGGAGUCGGCAUCCUUGGUCUUACCGCUCUGGCAUUCAACUUCUCGGCAAAGCAUGAGGUUAGGCAUAGAUACCCCGAUCGCUGGAUCCCAUCCAUGCUAUGGGCCAGGGAGUUUCACGACCCAGCCUCGCAAAAGAUGUGGAAGGAACAGUUAGCCAAGGAAGGACGGGAGUGGAUCGAGCCUAUCCCCGAUUGGUGGCCUUUCAAGAAGUGAUUGAGUUCCACGAAUGCUUUGGUGGCCUACCGAACCUUUGUAUAGAGAUGAUGUUUGCUGGAAAUGAAAUCAAGGAAUCUUCACAAAAAAACCCCUCCUGACAACGAUGCGAGGCAGAAGUUUGUGGCAUUGCGUGAACGGUUGACAAUAAGUAUA